AUUACUUUCUGUUAUCAAAGAGACUUACAAUUAGAAAAGUUUUUGAAUUGCUCUACUUUAUAAAUUUUCAUUCUCAUUAGUCGAGACUAUAUUCGUUUUGUCAGUGUGCAUAUAGAUGCCGGGGAACUUGCAAGGUUAACGGUUGUAUUGAUCAAGAAACAGCAACAACCUCAAUCCUAAUUUAGUACAUUUUCUUAUUAUGAGAAAGAAGGUCCUGUUAAUGGGUCGCAGUGGAAGCGGCAAAAGCUCCAUGCGAAGUAUUGUCUUUAGCAAUUAUGUUGCAAAGAAUACUCGAAGAUUAGGAGCUACAAUCGAUAUUGAACAUUCACACGUCCGAUUUCUUGGAAACUUAGUUUUGAACUUAUGGGACUGUGGUGGUCAAGAAGCGUUUAUGGAAAACUAUUUGUCUGCCCAAAGAGACCACAUCUUCAGAAAUGUUCAGGUGCUCAUUUAUGUUUUUGAUGUCGAAUCUAGAGAAUUCGAGAGAGAUUUGGUAACUUUUAGGAAUUGCUUAGAAGCUACCAUAGCCAAUAGUCCUCAGGCUAGAGUUUUUUGUCUUAUCCACAAGAUGGACUUGGUCCAGGAAGAUCUAAGAGAUUUGGUGUUUGAAGAACGGAAAGCUAUUCUGUUAGAGGCUAGUAAAGAAUUGAACACGACAUGUCUAGCUACUUCUAUCUGGGAUGAAACCUUGUUUAAGGCAUGGUCAGCGAUUGUAUAUACAUUGAUUCCGAAUACUCCUACUUUGGAAUCUCAUCUUCGGGAAUUCUGUAAAGCAGCGGAAGCCGCCGAAGUUGUUUUGUUUGAGAGGACUACAUUUUUGGUGAUUUCUUCUUACUCUUCUGAUGAAACCGUUGCUGUUGAUACGCAUAGGUUCGAAAAAAUUAGCAAUAUCGUAAAGCAAUUUAAAUUAAGCUGUAGCAAAAUGCAGGCACAAUUCACUACUUUUGAACUCCGGGGUGGAAAUUUCUCUGCCUUUAUUGUUCCCUAUACUGAAGAUACAUACAUACUAGUGGUUAUAGCGGACCCUGAAAUCGAAUCCGCUGCUACUCUCAUGAAUAUACAAAGCGCUCGUCGGUAUAUUGAAACCUCGAAGGCCAACAACUCUCAAAACUAGUUGUUUCACAUAAGUUGUAUGAUCAAUGAUUUCUUCUGUGUUUAAUUCAUUUUCUUCGUUCAUUGAUAUAUAGAUGGUUAAAUAUAACCAUGCUAGUCUUAGUUUAUAACAUAAUUAUAAUGAUGCUUUUGUUGAAAGUGGUUUUCUACUGAAC
Molecule: messenger RNA, 1268 nt
Organism: Schizosaccharomyces octosporus yFS286
Lineage: Eukaryota; Fungi; Ascomycota; Schizosaccharomycetes; Schizosaccharomycetales; Schizosaccharomycetaceae
Product: Gtr1/RagA G protein Gtr1
Exons: 1
Coding region: 200-1114 (304 amino acids)
Biological process (GO): positive regulation of TOR signaling; cellular response to amino acid stimulus; regulation of autophagy
Cellular component (GO): fungal-type vacuole membrane; Gtr1-Gtr2 GTPase complex; nucleus
Molecular function (GO): GTPase activity; GTP binding
Source: RefSeq, a predicted model, not a curated record